This is a messenger RNA of Perca fluviatilis (European perch), 857 nucleotides long. RefSeq names its product LYR motif containing 9 (gene lyrm9). The transcript has 5 exons. The record is from RefSeq and is a predicted model, not a curated record. Bases 172 to 402 code for a protein of 76 amino acids. Lineage: Eukaryota; Metazoa; Chordata; Actinopteri; Perciformes; Percidae.
GCAGAGUAAGGUGGGUCAUGCCGUCGCCAUCCUUGGAAAACCCAAAUUUGCGGCACAUUGGUGUUGUUUACUGGGCUAGUGACUCCAAGGAGGUUUUUACGAUUCUGAGCGCCUGCUGACAGCCUUCCCUACAGUUGACAGAGAUACUCAGUUUAACCGAAGGAGGAAGGCAUGCUGCCUUUAGUUGGAGCUGAGUUGACACCAGUGCAGCUCUAUCGACAUCUCCUCAGAUGUUGCAGGCAGUUACCAACCCCAGCAAUGCAGAAACAUUAUCGACAUGCCAUAAGACAGGGUUACAUCAGUCACUCCGAUGAAGACGACCAAGAGAGGAUACAAAUGAUAAUCCAAAGAGCUAUUGCUGAUGCAGACUGGAUUCUUGAUAAACUGGUUUCAGUCACGUGACACCGGCUCUGAACGAAAACGCGUCGUGGAUUAGACAGUAUACAAAGAAGAAGUGAAGUUCAUAAUCCAUGAAUACGUCCUCGGGUGUAGCAUUUUGCAGAGCUGCACCUGACAUGAAUCAUAGUGGUGGAUGCACCGUUUCUAUGUCUGACUUUUGAGUGCCCAUUGUGUUAUUUGUCCUCGUUAUUGUGGGGAUGUGAACAGUCAUGGUCAAGUCAGCUUUAUUGUCAGAUGUGCUAUACAUGAAAUUUCAGUCCUCUCGGACCCCCGGUGCAAAGCAAACAUGAUGAAAGGAAGGCCUCACGAGUCAUCGACUCUUAUACUAUACUGUAUGAAAUGACUGCUCAAUUGAAUAUAAUAUUCACUAUCUAUAAAAAAAAAAGUGUAAAUACUGUUCUUAGAUUGAAAUGAGUUGACUAUAUACUGAAUUCAAUAAAUUAUUCUCAAUAUGUAUA